AUGGAUAGAACUAAUGAUCAACGUAGAAAUAGUCCACCAAACUAUAACCGUCCAAGAGAUCAAACACCUCACCGCAUUAAUUCUUAUCCUUCGGAAAGGGAUUAUGGUUCAAGUUCUCACUACAUGUCUUCUCGUGGUCAUUCAGAUUAUCCGAUGAGAGAACCACAAAUGCUUCCGGGUAGAUACGAUGAACGAGAAGAAGAAUCACAACCCAUGUUUAGGGGACAGGUUCCAUAUGGUGGAAAUGCGAGAGAUCCAAAACCAUAUGGGAGACCACCAAUACCUCCCCUUCAACCUUAUGACAGAAGACCUUCUUAUCGUGGUGGACAUUCAUAUAACCCAUAUCCUAGGCCACCACCCAAUCGAGAUUAUGGACCUCCUAGCUAUAAUAAUUAUACAAGAGGAAAUUCUAUGCAACAUCAACCAUAUCAACGUCCAUAUUCUGGACCACCAUUUCCUCCCACAUCUCACCGUCCUCCACCAAAUAUUUUUUCACAUCCUCCAAAACUUGUGCAAAUUCCUGCUUACGCACCAGUACUUGAGGAAAAGUUGGCGCAAAUCAGAGCGGAAGGACAAAGAUUGAGAGAGGCGGAAUUAAAAUUAAAUGAAAGUGUUCGAAAAUCACAGAGAGAACUCGAUAAAUCAUUAUGGGAAUUAGAAAAAGUUAACCACAACACUGCUUUAGCGACAAGACAAGUAGAAAUACUUUGUACAAAAGAGGAAAUCGAAAAAAUAGAAAAAUUAGCAACAGAGAGAGAAGCCGCUGAAAGGGAAAGAGAAUCAGAAAUUUUAGAAUAA
Molecule: messenger RNA, 798 nt
Organism: Rhizophagus irregularis DAOM 181602=DAOM 197198
Lineage: Eukaryota; Fungi; Glomeromycota; Glomeromycetes; Glomerales; Glomeraceae
Source: RefSeq, a predicted model, not a curated record